AUGGACAGGACUCUAACCGUAGGAGCAGCCUCCGGUUCUUUGUCAGCCAUAGGGUUUCGCCUGAUUUCCGAGCUGCUUCGUUCUGAACCCACACUGGUGAUUCCAGACUGCCCUCUGUGCCCCAGCUGCCCUGACCUACCUGAACUGCCUUCGCUUGAACAGGUGAAUUUCUACUCUGUGGUGCUCGGCGUCUUGAUUGGGAUCAGCAUUGGCCCUGUCCUGGACCUUUUGUACCUGGCUAGGCAGUCCUGGCGCUUUAUACCGGCUUGCAUGAGCAGGGCGACUGCAAGUGACGCUCGUGUUGAUCAGCUGGCUGAGGAUCUUGCUUCUCUCUCUCUGGAGGUGCAGCGCCUCCGCCAACGGGUGGCUGAGCUGGAAGGUCAGUUGCCUGGGAACUCGGCUCGUUCUUCCAGUGAUUUUUCUUUGGUUGAACCCCCAAGUGUAGCCCCUGAAACCAGUCGAGCGGCUGGAUAUUGUGUUGGGUCUGAGAGGGAGCAAAUUGCUCGCGAUAUCGGGCUUUGGUUGCGAAGGGCCCUGGACGGACGUCCUCGAGGACCUUCUGGCAGAGAUCGCAUUCAACUCUCCUCCCGAUUCUACGUGGUGUGUCGCGACAUCCACGGCGCUGUGCACGAUCCACCUUUGCUGUUCUCAUCUUGGAGGCUAGCGAAGGAGAGCUGCUUUCGCCAAGGAGAACCUGGUGACGCGAUCUUUGUGGGCUUACCCUCCAAGACCGAGAUUGAGAUUGCCCUGCCAAUGAGCCGUGGUGCAAGUGACUUUGAGGGAGCCGAGGGGGAGCCUGAGACCCUUGGCCUUCGAAACAAUUUUGUUCUCUCAGGUGAUUCAGUCAAUUCGGACUACAAGGUGGGCGUUUUGAACAUCUCUGACCCGCCUGGGUCCUUCAGCUGCAUUGCCGUGUGCCUGUGUGACAACAAAGUCUUGGUAGCCGUGCCAGACGGAGCUUGGGCCAGGUUGAAACGUGAUCGUGCCCUGCCGCAGAGCGCGUUGAAGAAGGCUGUGCGUGUAGAAGUACAACCAUGUUCUCCUGGCGAUCGAGCCACCCCCGCUGGACCUGCUUCUCUGCCCAUUUGGCUAGGUCUUCUUUCUCCUCCGCUCGAAGAAGCUGUGGACUAUGCAGAAGACGUCGAACCAGCCGAGGUGGACUUUCCAGCAAGAGACGAUGGCACACAACUUUUGCCCCUGGCUACAGCUCUGGUGGCUGUGUCACGCGAUCACUUCGCCUUCAUGACUGCCGAGUCCGAGGUGCCCAAGCCAGCCAGUGGAGUUUUAGAAGGACGUAUGGACAAGAUGGAGGAAAGCAUCAAUCAGCUGAUCGCCCUUGUGAGCGACCUUCGAAAGCCUGCUCCGGCGGCCCCUGCUGCUCCUCCCGGCUUGCCUCAUCCCCAAAAGUCAGCGGCGCCAGACCAGCGUGCCAGACAAGCUCUAGCAGCCGGGGUAGACCCUGCUGCUUUGGGAGAAUUGCGGGGCAUGCUCGGCCUACCAGAGCCUCCGGUCAGCCGGAGACCUUUAGAGCCAAAAGGUGCUGUCAAUGUAGAGUCUUCAGAAGAGGAAGCGGAGGAGGCAGAUCUAGCAGAAGAUGGCUCGGCAGGAGUGCUGGGCAAGGCUGUAGUCAGCUUGACCAAGAUAGUCAAAGACAUACACAAGGAGAAGAAGAAGGCCAAAGAUCGUGGGCUCGAAAGCAUCUUGGACCAAGCCGAAGGAAGUGGUUCUCAUCGAGAUGCUGGCGGAGCUUCCAGGAGCAAAGCAGCAGCCCUUCGUUCUCUUCAACAACUGCUGGUGUCAGACCCGGCCCUCAUUUACCAAGCCAUCGAGAAGAACCUGCAGGCCGACUGGGAACUCAGUGGCAGCACUCCUGGCAUGAACGUCAGCCAGAUCAGUGUUCGUGGAUGGAUCGAACAUCGCUCUCGGAUCCAAAAUUAUCCGAGCAGCGUCCGUCCUGCCUGGAUUCUAGGCGGUGUGUGGGACUGCUUGCGAAAUGGGAGGGCAGAAGAAGCUCGAGCUCGAGCAGCGCUGGGGGCGCCUCCGCCUUACAGCAGCUUCAACGGCCACACUGCGCCCGAGGCCAGCGAGUUGCAACACUCCAGGCUUCUCGAUCCGCGCUGGGUGGAGCUCUUCCUGGCCAAGCUCAAGGAUCUGGCGGAGUACCAGGAGAAGAGGUCCAAGCUGAUCACAAAGCAGAAAUCGCCGGAGCAACCUGGCCCGAAGGCCGAUCCCAAGCCGAAAGAGAAAGGUGGUGGCAAGGGAAAGACAAAGGGAAAGAAGGAGAACCCGGAGGAGAAGACCGGGCAAGGGGCCGCAGAGAUCGUCCAGUACGUGAUGUACCCGGAGCUAAUGAGCCUUACGCUGCCUGCAGAGGGUAGUACAGCCAACACUUUGUGGCCGAUGCCAUUGCCUUACCCUGCUUUGUUUGAGGGCCCUGCGGCCGACCCAGCACAGCUGCCUUUUCCUAUUCGAGCCCUUCACAAGGCGUUGAACUUAAUGGUGGCAGCGCUUUCUUGGCUUCACAUGGGUCGACCGCGAGUCGCCCCGGCUGCUAUGGCUUUGUUUCGGCCGUUGAGCUCUCAGCAGAGAGGUGUGGUCCGCAGAUUGGAGCGGCUGGCAUCCGAAGUGCAUCAUGCUAAAGUGGUAAAACCUCCUGACAUGGGGAGGAAUGCUGCAAAGGUGGAAGGCUUGGAUGAGCUGCUGCGAGGGCUACAUGAGGCGGCAGCUUUUUUGCCUCAGGGACCCUACCAGCCUGCUUUGAGGAAAGCAUGUCCUUUUGAUGGUCCUCUUCAAGCUGGGCAUGCGUUGGGCGAUCCUGGGGAAGAGCUGGGGCGUGUAUCUUGCCCGAAGCCUGUGUCGGCCAAGCCAGUGAAUGCUAGUCGACUUUCUUUCCCGGAAGAUCGCCCUGAAUUUGAGCCGGCGACACUUUUUCCUGAACCUCAGCGCGCAGUGUUUGAGGACCCGGUGAGUUUGGCCAGAGCUCCUAGGGAGGGCGAUGAACCUCCCCCUCAAGUUCGGCUUCAAGCCUCGCACCACGAAGCUCUAGCUCUUUUUGAAUUCCUGGAUCGUCAUCACCGACUGCAUUUGGCCCCUGCAUCGCAGAUCAGAAAAGACCGCACUUGUGGGGCUUUUGCUUUGCUCAAAGAUGCCGAGAAAGACCGUUUGAUUAUUGAUGCUAGGGCCGCAAACGAGCUGGAAGAAACUCACCGAACUUUUUGUCAAACGUUGGGAGCUGUGUCAGCACUUCUUCAGAUUGAGUUGCCUGAAGGAAAGAAUUUACUUUUGAGUGGCACUGACCUUCGUGACUAUUACUACUGUUUUAAGGUGAGCAAGCAGAGAGCUCGUAGGAAUGCUUUUCGUUUUCCACUCACUCGUGCUCAAGCGGCAGCUUUCAGAUGUUUUGCAGAGGUUGACAAUGGAGAGCAACACUGGUAUCCCUGUCUGAACACCAUGGCCAUGGGGGACAAUAAUGCUGUUGAACUAGGACAAGGAGCUCAUGUACUUCUAGGACUCAGAGCUGGCAUUUUUUCCCCUGAAGAGCUUUUGACCAUCCACAGUCGUGCGCCUCGAGGUCCACUGGCCUGCGGCAUCAUCAUAGAUGAUAUUCUUUUUGCUGAGCAAGUAGAUAACCAUGCAGUUCCCUCCGGCGCCAUGACCGAAGGCGAGCUGCGGCUGCUGCGCAUGUGCGAAGAAUAUCUUCGUGAGGGCCUGACGGCUCACCCGAGGAAGACCUUCAGGCGAGAGGGGCAAGCAGAAAUCUGGGGGGCCUCGGUAGAUGGCAUUGCUGGAACAGUGCGGGCCGCCCCAAAGCGGCUCAUCCCUUUGAUGGAGCUCACCAUCAAGACCAUCAGAGGACGAGUAGCCACAGUGGGGUUGCUGGAAGUUUUAGCCGGCGCUUGGGUCUCUAUUCUCCAAUGUCGCAAGCGUAUGAUGUGCCUUCUAGAUGAAGUUUACCAAGCUCAACAUGGGCGCUCUUCAGACACCCUGGUGCGCCUCUCGGGCCCCCUGGUUGAUGAGUUAUGGAUGGUUGUGAUUUUGGGACCCCUCGCUGUGACAGACCUUCGUGCCAAGACGGUCCCGCAAGUGUUUCUUUCAGAUGCCUCUGAAGAGUUCAAGGCGGCUGUGCAGUGUGAGAUUAGCGAGGUGUUUGCACGAGAGCUGCAUCGCCACGCCCUAGCUCGGGGUACCUGGAACAAACUCCUCACGCCAUGGAAAGUAUGGUGUAAGAUGCAUGGCCACCUGUUUGCGGAAGAUGAACUUCCUGACGGGAUCCCGAUGGUUAGCCAUCCAGUUUGGGUGGCUCUGGCUCAAUGUUUGCAAUUCAAGCUGCUGCGCCGAAAGGAGGUCAGAACUCGGCGCCACAUCAACAUCUUGGAGCUGGAGUCUGUGUUGGAAGUGGAAGAGAGCCUUGCCCGGCGCUGCACCGACGUGCGAUACUUGUUGGGUUCGGACAGUCAAGUCACCCUAGCUGCCUUGUUGAAGGGGAGGUCUAGUUCUCCACGUCUCAACCGGGCUUUGCAGAAGAGCCUUGCUAUGCUGCUGGGUUCGGGGUUGUAUGGAUCUUAUGGGUAUGUCCCUUCCUUGAGCAAUGUUGGUGAUGAUCCGACGAGACAUGCAGCCAUCCGCGCUCCUGCCAGGUCUGUGCCUUCCUGGCUUGCAAGUGCGCUCCUGGGAGACUUCAGCGAGAUGGAUAGCUGGCUUGCUGAGCUGGGCUACUCGCCUACGGUGGUGGCCGGACUGGGUUUUCUGACUGGUGAAGAUGAGUGCGAGGUAGCUUUAGCUGAACAUGUAGCUGAAUUAAGACGUGUACAGAAGCCGGAUAGGAUGAAGAAGUUUUUCGAAGCCCAGCAGAAAACGGCUCCAAAGGAGUCUGAAGCUUUAGAGGACCGUCUCACCCCGUCAUUUUGUACAGAGGAAUUCGGUAGGGUAGCAUCUAGUAGCCAUUUUGGUAGCAGCCCUUGCAGUAAUUCGGAUACUGUAGACUUAGCCGUAGCUCCUUUGCCUGAUGCGCUUUGUACAGCUAGGAAAGCGUCAUCAGCUGACUCAGAAAAGAAACUGAUAAGAGGGCAACAAGAGCCAUGUGAAGGCCACUCAAAAACUGGUAACAAGAGGCCACAAGAUCUCAAUGAGACAGCACCCACAAGUGGUGAAGAGAGGCCCACAGCUGUUGGUUCAGGUGAUGAGCGGGUAGCCCCUCCCGCAGGUGUAGGAGGUUUAGGAGUAGGUAUUGACACCUGCUCUUGUGAGCUCCCCGGGCGCGGUCAUAGGUCUAAAGCCAUGACAGAGAACUUGCGUUCUCCGCUGCUGAGCAAUGCUGCACAAGCGGCCCUCCCCGGGCGCGGUCAUAGGUCUAAAGCCAUGACAGAGAACUUGCGUUCUCCGCUGCUGAGCAAUGCUGCACAAGCGGCCCUGCAAGAGCUGCCUUACCAGAUGUUUCUGCUCCCCGGUGGUCGAAGAGCGAGAUGUGCUGCUGACGUCGCUGGUCUUUGCAGGCGUGGUGUUUUAGAUCUGUAUAGUGGAGCUGCAGGAGUAGCAAAACAACUUGCCAAACGGUUCAACAUCUGGGUGGUCACAGUUGAUUUUGAACAUGGAUCCGAGCAGGAUCUCUUAGACCUAAAACUACAAGAACGACUGUGUCAGCUGUUAGCACUGGAAGUCUUUUUGGGGCUCGGCGCGGCGCCUGAAUGCUGCUCCUUUUCCAGAGCGGUGACUCCGGCAGUACGGAGUAGUGCAGAGCCGUGGGGUCUACUUGCAUCCACUUAA
This is a messenger RNA of Cladocopium goreaui, 5763 nucleotides long. NCBI's taxonomy places the organism in Eukaryota, Dinophyceae, Suessiales, Symbiodiniaceae. The record is from the annotation of a GenBank genome assembly.